GUGACAACCAAUGAAACACAUGUUUUCUGUAUAAAAGUACCUCAUAGUUUGUGUUCCUCAUCUCAGCUACAACAUUGUUGUGUGCUUUAUUUGUGUGCGGACUUCAGAAAUGACAAAGAAAGUGCUCAUCGUGUACGCCCACCAGAGCCCUGGCUCCUUCAAUUGUGCGGCCAAAGAUGUCGCCGAGGAGGUUUUGGCUGCUCAGGACUGCACGGUGCAAGUGUCUGAUCUUUAUGCCAUGAAGUUUAAAGCCACUGCAACAGCUGAGGACAUCAAUGGUGAGGUCAAGAAUCCUGAGCACUUCUGUUAUGCCGAGGAGACCAAAGUGGCGUGGGAGGAAGGAAACCUGUCGGCCGACAUCGUAGAGGAGCAACGUAAACUCACAGAGGCUGAUCUCGUCAUCUUUCAGUUCCCCAUGUACUGGUUCAGCCUUCCUGCUAUCCUGAAGGGCUGGAUGGACCGUGUGCUCACGCUUGGAUACGCCUACUCUGAUGACAAGCGAUACAGCCAGGGACUCUUCAAGACCAAGAAGGUUGUGCUGUCUUUCACCACUGGCUCCCAUGAGUCCAUGUUCAGUGCUGAUGGCAUCAAUGGAGACAUGAACGUCACCCUCUGGCCACUUCAGAAUGGCAUCCUGCACUACUGUGGCUUCCAAGUGCUGGCACCUCAGAUCUUCUGGGCUCCGUCUCGCGUCUCCCAGGAGGAGCGCGCCGCCAUGCUGGAGGCGUGGCGUGCACGACUUCAAGGUCUCUGGGAUGAGGCCCCGCUAGCCUUCACUCCCAUGGACUGUUUUGAUGGCGACAAGGGCUUCCAGCUGAAGCCUGAGGUCCAGGAGAAACAUGCAUGCCAGGAGUUUGGCCUCACUGUAGGAACCCACCUGGGGAAACGUGUGCCACCCAACCAGAUGAGGGCUGGAGUUUGAACUUUGAUACCCUGUCUCUACUGAAUAAAAGCAGCCUGCCUCUUUAA
This is a messenger RNA of Entelurus aequoreus (snake pipefish), 969 nucleotides long. RefSeq names its product ribosyldihydronicotinamide dehydrogenase [quinone]-like. Bases 110 to 922 code for a protein of 270 amino acids. The transcript has 6 exons. Gene Ontology annotation, cellular component: cytosol. Lineage: Eukaryota; Metazoa; Chordata; Actinopteri; Syngnathiformes; Syngnathidae. The record is from RefSeq and is a predicted model, not a curated record. Gene Ontology annotation, molecular function: NAD(P)H dehydrogenase (quinone) activity.